AGUUGUGUGAAGUUUGGAUGCUUCUGGAGAUGAGGAGGAGAUAGAUCAAAUUAUAUGUCUAUGUGCUCGUCUUAUUCAAGUCUAUCUCGAAAAGUACAUUCAGAAAACUCCAUGUAUGACAAGCUCCCAAACAGGUUACAUUUGGUUAAUGGAAGUGUUAGAAGGCAAUGAAAGUAGGUGUUACAAUCAAUUUAGGAUGGAUAAGCAAGUCUUCCUCAUGCUUUUAAAUGAUUUGGAAAAGAUAAUGCAGGGUUCAAGAAACAUGAGUAUUGUUGAAAUGUUGGCUAUAUUUCUCUAUAUUGUGGGACAAUGUCAGACAAAUAGGAAUACACAAGAACGUUUUCAACGUUCGGGUGAGACGGUUAGUAGGUAUUUUGAUAUAAUGUUAGAGAUUUUCUAUAAUAUGGCAAAAGUGCUCAUAAAGCCAUCAGAUCCGGAAUUUAGGAGCAUCCCACAAGAAAUUCUCACUGAUUCAAGAUACAUGCCUCAUUUUAAGGAUUGCAUUGGCGCUAUCGAUGGUGUUCAUGUCCAAGCUUCGAUAUCUCCAUGUGAUCAAGUGCCAUACAUUGGAAGAAAAGGGAUACCCACCCAAAAUGUAUUGGCUAUUUGCAACUUCAACAUGCAAUUCACAUUUGUAUGUGCAGGAUGGGAAGGCACCGCCCAUGAUAGUAGAGUAUUCUUAUCAGCUCUACGCAAACCUCGAUCGAAUUUUCCUAAACCCCCAAAUGGAAAAUACUAUGUGGUGGAUGCAGGAUAUCCACAAAUGAAGGGUUAUUUAGGACCAUAUAAAGGUGAGCGGUACCACCUUCCACAUUUUUGUAGAGGUGAUGAACCGACCGGUCAUAGAGAAAUAUUCAAUCAUGCACAUUCUUCACUCAUGGGUGUUAUUGAGCGUACUUUUGGGGUAUGGAAAAAGAAAUGGAGUAUUUUACGUGAUAUGCCACAUUUUCCUUAUAAAAAAACAAGUGAAGAUAGUUAUUGCUACCAUGGCUCUUCAUAAUUACAUAAGAAGAUAUGCUCAACGAGAUAUUGAUUUUGAUGAAAGUGGAAAUUACUCAAGUGAAGAGACUAGUGAAGAGAUAGAGGAUAAUGAACAUGAUGGAGAUGGUCCAGGAAGACAAGAAAUGGAGGUGUUAAGAAAUGCAAUUGCACAAAGUCUAAUGAAUGCAUCUACUUAGCAUUUAGUUGCAAAUUUCAAGUGACUUUAAUAUAUUUUGUGUAAUGGUUCCCAUUGAACUAUGGUCGGAAAAUUAAUCUAAAUAUUCUAGAUGAGAUUUUGUGUAAUAGUAAAACCUAAUAUGCAUAUUGAAGGAUUUAAAGUAAAUUUUUUAUUCGGUCCAA
Molecule: messenger RNA, 1341 nt
Organism: Rosa rugosa (rugosa rose)
Lineage: Eukaryota; Viridiplantae; Streptophyta; Magnoliopsida; Rosales; Rosaceae
Exons: 3
Coding region: 116-1000 (294 amino acids)
Source: RefSeq, a predicted model, not a curated record